AUGGUAUCAAUUAGAUAUGAUUGUCAACACAAGAAUGAUUCCAAGACAGACUGUUGUCGUGGAACAAUUCUUACUGAAUCAUAUAUUCUUACAACAGCUGAUUGCAUUGAUAGCUUACCGAGUGAUAUAUCAUUAGUUGAUGUGACAAUUGUUGCUGGUAUUCACCAUCGAUUUAAAUCAGAUCAAAUAAUUCGACAAGUUGAUCGUAUUAUUAUUCAUCCAAACUGGAAAAAUGAUCGUAAUAUUCAAAAGCAUAAUAUUGCACUCUUACAUUUAUCAACUUCACUGGAUUUCACCAUAGAUAAAUAUAUUACUCGAAUAUGUCGAUCAAAAGGCUUCAGUUUACUGAAAGAUGUUUUACAAUAUCCAUCAAAUAGUACUCGAUUAUUGGUUAUGGAAUGGGAUCGUACUAAAGAACGCCCUGAUACUAUAGCAUCUAUGAGUCUACAACAGUAUGAAGUUGGUAUAUUAAAUUUUGUUGCAGAAGAAAGAAGUGGGACUUGCCUUGGUAUUUAUACUAGAUUGUCAUAUUAUCUUGAAUGGAUAGAGUCUGUUCUAAAUUUAAACAGUCUUACAUCUUCAUCGAUUGCAAGAAAUAUUGAUUCGAUUACAAACCGUGCCAUAACUUAUAAAUGUAAUCGAUUAAUGGUAUCAUGUGGUUGUAGUAAAGAAAAUGUUGAAUUAUCAUCUGCAAAAAUUAUUGGUGGCGAAGAAGCAAUUCCAUUCAGUUGGUCGAUGAUUGUAUCUAUUCGUUUGAACAAUUUCGACGAGCAUUCAUGCGCUGGAACAAUUCUUACUGAAUCAUAUAUUUUAACAUCAGCACAUUGUGUUGCUGGUACAUUGGUAUGGGAUGUAUCUAUUGCUGCUGGUAUGCAUAAUCGAAUCACAGAUUUCUCAAUGAUUCGUUAUGUAACUGAGAUUUAUAUACAUCCUAAUUGGAGUGGAAAUGAUGGUACUUAUCGCAAUGAUAUUGCAAUAUUACGUAUUUCUCCACCAUUAUCUAUGCCAGGUAUUUUAGGUCUUACUCGAAUAUGUGUGCCAUAUAUUAAUUCAAUGGCUGAAACAGUAAACUAUCCAUCGACUGGUAGUCAUUUAGUUAUUGUUGGCUGGGGCUCAACCCAAUAUGAUUACAAUAGUACGUCUGAUACACUUCAACAAACUAGUAUAUAUAUGAUUGAUAACAAUGAUCCUAUCUGUCAAGAAUCGAUUCAUGAUGUAGAAAAGCAAUUUUGUGCUGGAAUGUCUGGAUACAAUCCAUGUCAAGGUGAUUCGGGUGGUCCAGUUUUUCAAUGGAAGGGUACUUAUUGGGAACAAGUAGGCAUUAUAAGUCAUGGAGGAGAAUGUAAUCGUAAUGCUUCUACGGGUAUUUUUACCCGAUUGGCUUAUUAUUUCGAUUGGAUGGAAUCUGUAAUAGGUAGUUCACUAACUACAACUACAUUAAGACCUCCUCCAAUCCCAACGUCAUAUGCAUGUAAUAAGACAUCAUCAUGUGGUUGUGGUAAGGCUGAUGUAGUUCUAACAUCUUCUCGUAUUGUUGGCGGUGAAAAUGCCAUUGAUGAUAGUUGGCCAAUGAUUGUAUCUCUUCGUUUGGAAGGCACUAAUGAUCAUUCAUGUGGAGGAACAAUAUUAUCUAAUUCAUAUAUUCUUACUGCUGCUCAUUGUCUUCGUAGAAUAUCCACAGAACAUCCAGCGGGUAUUACUAUUGAAGCAGGAAUGACAAAUAGAUCAGAUCCAUUACAAAUUAUACGUAAUGUUGAUCGAAUUUAUAUGCAUCCAAAUUAUACAAGUAUACCAAAUGAUUAUCGUCAUGAUAUUGCUCUAUUACAUAUUGAUGAACCAUUCGUAUUUGAAUCAAAUUCAAGAUUGACGAGAACAUGUAUUCAUUAUAUUGAUCCAUCAAUAUCACAAGCUCAAUAUCCAAAGAAUGGUACUCGUCUUGUUGUUAUUGGAUGGGGUGUACUUCGCUAUCAAACUAGCUAUCUUCCGGAAAUUCUUCAACAAGCACAAGUCUUUACAAUUGAUAAUCAAGAUCCGAUAUGUUUGAAUUCUAUGAAUGACAGUAAAUUACAUUUCUGUGCUGGAUUAUAUGAAGGUGGAAAAGAUUCUUGUCAAGGUGACUCCGGUGGGCCAAUAUUUCAAUGGACAGGACAGUAUUGGGAACAAGUAGGUAUUGUAUCAUAUGGCAAGAAUUGUGGACUAGCUACUUCUCCAGGAUUUUUAAUUCAAAAAAAAUUUAGUAUUAAUUUUUCAAUUUAUUUUGCUAAACUUUUAAAAUUUAUUCAAUUUUUAUUUUUUUGGUUCUUGUUAAAUUAA
This is a messenger RNA of Rotaria sp. Silwood1, 2313 nucleotides long. The record is from the annotation of a GenBank genome assembly. NCBI's taxonomy places the organism in Eukaryota, Metazoa, Rotifera, Eurotatoria, Philodinida, Philodinidae.